This is a messenger RNA of Syngnathus typhle (broad-nosed pipefish), 3032 nucleotides long. RefSeq names its product WW domain-binding protein 1-like. The record is from RefSeq and is a predicted model, not a curated record. The transcript has 5 exons. The coding region runs from base 487 to 1722 and encodes 411 amino acids. Lineage: Eukaryota; Metazoa; Chordata; Actinopteri; Syngnathiformes; Syngnathidae.
GUAUGCAGCGCAGUGCGACGAGCUCGACGCGCGACGGGAGCUGAUGGCGGCCGGGCUGGCGGAGGGUCUCACCGAGGAGGCGGGGAAGGCUCCAGGCAGAGCGAGGAGGCCCCGGUGGCACCGAGGCAACCAACCAGAAGCCCACCGCGAGGCCAAAUGGAGCGUGGGGAUCGCCUCUCGGCUGCCAACUUGUCUCCACCUGCUGUCGUGUCCCCCUGUGUGGCGCUUGAAGGAUUUCGCCAGUUAGCGGUGUAGCUUGCGACUUCUGUGCUAUCAAAACAUGAACAGGCUAACAACUCAAGACGAUUCUUCUCUCAGUUAGUGGCUAUUAGCUAGCUGAGUACUGGGGGCCUAAGGGCAGAAUUGACUUGCAGUAGCAAUAAUGGACCAAAAAAUAUCAGCCUAUUUCGUCAUUGGCUAGCAGGUGGUUAGCACAAGCAGCUAGCGGUGGCGCGGGACUAGGGGAGAGGGCGGCGCAGGGGUGCGAUGGAGUACCACUCCAGUGGUAGCCUGCCCCUGCUGGGGAGACCGCGCUACUGCCCUGGUGCCAACGCUAACGGCGGCUACCUGUGUGAGACGGGCCACUGCUGCGGCGAGACGGGCUGCUGCACGUACUACUAUGAGCUUUGGUGGUUCUGGCUGCUGUGGACGGCCCUCAUUAUGUUCAGCUGCUGUUGUGCGUACCGCCACCGGCGAGCCAAAGUGCGAGCGCAACAGCAGCAGCGGCGCCAGCGAGAGAUCAGCCUGCUAGCUUACCAGGGCACCGCCUCCUACCCGUCCUCCAUGCUGGACCUCAGUUUCCUGGCGUCGCUCAAGCUGCCGUCGUACGAGGAAGUGGCGGCGCAGCCCUCCACUCCGCCGCCCCCCUACAGCUCUGUAUUCACCGCGCCGCGAUACCCGCAGCCCCCCCGCACUGCCGACCCCCACCUGCUCAUGCAGCACGACCCGCUGCUGCACCGCCCGCUCAGCGGCCCCUCCUCACUCAGCUCGGAUAACAGCUCCAGCUGCUCCUGUGACUCCUGCUGCCCCUCCUCUCCGUGUAGCUCCUCCCCCUCCGCACCCCUGACUUAUGAGACAGACACAAGCCACGCUUCCACACCCAGCGAGGUGGCAUCCCUCCCAUUUGAUGUCGCCGUGGAGACCCCCCCGCAGGCACCUCACUCUCCUGGCUGCGACACUAUGCCAGUCCUCGCCGACACGGCCGCCUCCUCAAAAGUCAGCUCGCCGCCGGCCACCAGUCCGCUCGCAAACCCCAUCCCACCUCUGCUCAUGGGCCAGGAUUCCGCUACCAAGAUGCCGGGGUCACCCGGAUCCGACGGGUGCACAACCCCCUCUCCCCUCGCCCCUCCCUCCACUUCUUUCAUCCCGGAUGCUCCCUCACCCACCCGGUCAACUCAGGCUCCGCCCAAGCAGACGCUUUUCUCACCGUGCGUGGAUGUGUUUGAAGCGGAGCCGCAGGAGGAGGAGAACGAAGACGACGUGGACGCCGACGAGAGCCAAUACCGUCAUCGGAGACUGACGGGCGACUCGGGCAUCGAGGUGUGUCGCUGCCGUGUCCAGGGGCAGGAGGCGCGGGAGGAGGACGGCGAGCCAGAGAGAGGCGCCGGAGAAAAGAACUCUGUUCUCCAUGACAGCGUGGACUGUCCCUCCAAGUGCGCCGCCACACCGUGCCACCCCCCUGAGGAGGUGGGCGAAGUCGUGGUCGUCGUGGACACAGCAUGAUGGACAGAGGCGGUUGUCUCGGCAGAUGAUUGUCAGGCUUGUCUUGAGAUCCCAAAAGAUAGAAAGCUCCAGCCAUCUUCAUUUCUCAUCUGCUUCCCGAUGAGCUGUAUGAUGACACUUCCUUUUUGGGAAGUAGACACAUUCGGUUUGACAUGCCCUUGUCCUGAUUGGACACGGACACCUCCCGAUUGGACGUGGACAUCACCUGGUUGUCUGAGCAACCUGCCGAUUGGACAUUGGGGCAUUGUGUUUUAUGCAUAUGCGUCCCUCAUUGGACUUUUGUUUCCGGUUGGGCUUGUAUGUACAUAAUCUGAUUGGACGUGAAUCCACACCGAUUAGACAUGUAUAUUUGUCGGACAAUUUCUGGUUGGACGUGGACCUGAUUGGAAAUGCAUUUUUGGGUGGGGUUGACUUCUAGCUUGACAUGUAGACCCCCAGACUUGACAUGGACACUUCUUGUUUGAACGCAAACGGAUCACUUACGGACUGGACGUGCACUUCCUGAUAGGACAUGUACACUCCAGGUUGGACAUUUCCUCUUUGAACUUCAACACGCACUUCCUCAUUGGACACGUAUAAUCCCUGAUUCAACAUGGACACGGAUACCUCCCGAUUGUACGUCUACACUUCCUGAUUGGUCAUGCACACCUUCUGAUUGGUCAUGCACACUUCCUUAGUGGACAUGGACACUUGCUGAUUUGACAUGAACUCUUCCUGUUUGGACGUAGACACUUCCUGUUGUACCGUUUACUUGACAGACAGGUGAGUGGACAAUAAGACUCCACUUCAACCUUCUUUUCUGUGCUAGAUGUGGUGCUUUUCUUCUUUAGCUGAGGGACUGCAUCUGCAGAGCGCCCUCUGUGGUGGAUUACUGUUAUUACAGCUAGCCAAGUUUGUAGCGCUCUUCUUCUUUCUCACUUUUGUCGCUUUUUACUCUAGUCAGAACACACAACUUGAUUGUAAGUGCUAGCCAGAUGCUAACUCCCCAGGAGCCUAGCGCUAAUCACCAGUAGUGCACAAAGUUUGUCACCCAAAAAAAUGAAUGUUAGCAAGCGUUUGAAAAGGGACACCUAAUCUAUUGUAAAGCCAUUAAAACGGAUGUGUGUUUUUUUUGGCUUCUUGAGUCACAUCACUUGCAUUUGGUUUCCGACUUCUACGCGUCGACGGGUUCAGUUUUUCUCUGCUCGUCGUUAGUUCCUGUUUGUAUCGUGACGAAGCGCUAGCAAGGCCAAUUCUUGGAAAAAUGAUGAUCUUGAAUAUGUGUCUGUGUGUGAGCUGUGCUAAAUAAACGGAUCACGUGUGCAACACAA